UUGGUUUCUGCUCAGUGACCCCAGCCCAGCGGCAUUACUAUAUACUAGUCCUGCAUCCACAUCUCCAUCUCCCUCUCCCUGUCUCGUGCCGUUUGUUGCCAUUAUUAGAUGGUCUCCCGCAGCUCCAGCUGAGAUGCGAACGGCCUCUCUCGUCUGAUUCCCCCCUCUCUCCGGCCGUUGAUGCGAGCUGCUGCUGCUCACCUCGCUUAAUUUGGUGGUUGGAUGAUGCUUAGUGCGCCCAGAGGCUAAAGAUCCCACUAAAGCAUCCUUGUCUUUGGCCCAGAGAAAAAUCUGACGCUCCGGCAUAAUUCCUUGGCCAAGGCAGCAGGCAAUGAUGAGCUUCAAGGGCCAUGAGGGAUUCGGGCAGGUUGCUUCCGGUGGUGGUGGAGGUGGAGCCCCGGUGCCGUGGUGGGCGGCGUCCCAGAUGCUGUACGGGGAGCCCUUAUCGUCGUCGUCGCCGGAGGCGGAGACUCGCCGGGUCGGCCAGUUCCAGGUCGUGCCCAGAGCUCAGGGCGUCUUGGAUCCGGCAGUGCCGCCGUCGCCGGCGCCCAAGACCGGGGCUCCUGAGGUGCUCAAGUUCUCGGUGUUCCAAGGGAAUUUGGAGUCGGGAGGUAAAGGAGAGAAGACCUUGGAUCACUCCACCACUAUUGCACUGCAAUCACCGCUCCCGGAAUACAACAGUCGUUUUGAGUUUGGCUCAGGUCCAUCCAUGAUCUCUUCCAGUUAUCCUUCUGCCGACCAAUGCUAUGGCCUACUUACCACUUACGCGAUGAAAUCGAUGCCUGGUGGGCGAGUGCUCUUGCCACUGAAUGCGCCAGCUGAUGCACCAAUUUAUGUGAAUGCAAAACAAUAUCAAGGCAUACUUCGCCGCCGCCGUGCUCGUGCCAAGAUAGAGAGAGAAAACCAAUUAAUUAAAGGAAGAAAGCCGUACCUUCAUGAAUCACGCCAUCGUCACGCAAUGCGCCGAGCACGAGGCACAGGAGGACGCUUCCUCAACACGAAGAAAGAGGGGGGCGGAAAGGACGCUCCCGGAGGAGGCAGCAAGAAGACAGACUAUAACCUACCUUCGCGCUUCGCCACGUCUCCAAGCUCCGUAAUUCCGCAGUCGGAGCUGCGCAACCCACACUCCCGGAGCAGCAUCUCGAGCCUCUCAGGCUCGGAUGUGUCAAGCAUGUAUGAUCACGAAGAUGUUGACCACUACAACAGCAUCGAGCAUCUCCGGACACCCUUCUUCACCCCGCUGCCGAUCAUCAUGGACGGCGAGCAUGGGGCUGCUACCCCCUUCAAGUGGGCCACAGCAACCGAUGGCUGCUGUGAGCUCCUCAAGGCAUGACUUGAGGGGGGUAUACACAGACAACUAGAUCAAAGAGCGGUGGUCUACCGGCGAUGUCUGGUGGCCAUGGCUGGCUCUGGCUCAGGGACUAACUGUCUCUCCGCCGUGUGGUUGUCUGUAGGCAAAUCAUUCUUGGCUCUACUGCAUUUGGGGUACCUUCUACAUCGCCUACCUAUUCCUGAAACUGAAGUGCUCGUUCUCAGGAAUGUUGUGAUGAUGGAGCUCCCCAUAUGCCUGUAAAAUAGUAUCAGAAGCACUACUACGUACUUGCAAGCAGUGUAUGAGUAUGCACUCUAUGGUAUCAUCAGGUUUUAAUGAUCUGUAUCUGUCAGAAUAAGUCAGACCUAACGGUUCUUGUGGUGUAUUAGGGUUUCUCUGAAUCUUAAAUUUGAAACUUUUGUGC
Lolium perenne is the source of this 1736-nucleotide messenger RNA. RefSeq names its product nuclear transcription factor Y subunit A-10. The record is from RefSeq and is a predicted model, not a curated record. Gene Ontology annotation, biological process: regulation of DNA-templated transcription. Gene Ontology annotation, molecular function: DNA-binding transcription factor activity. Lineage: Eukaryota; Viridiplantae; Streptophyta; Magnoliopsida; Poales; Poaceae.